Sciurus carolinensis (gray squirrel) is the source of this 1701-nucleotide messenger RNA. It is a transcript of the gene Clk4, whose product is annotated as CDC like kinase 4. Bases 136 to 1581 code for a protein of 481 amino acids. Gene Ontology annotation, molecular function: protein tyrosine kinase activity; ATP binding. Lineage: Eukaryota; Metazoa; Chordata; Mammalia; Rodentia; Sciuridae. Gene Ontology annotation, cellular component: nucleus. The record is from RefSeq and is a predicted model, not a curated record. The transcript is spliced from 13 exons. Gene Ontology annotation, biological process: protein phosphorylation; regulation of RNA splicing.
UGCUAGAGGCCGCCUAGGGGGUUGUAGGGUGACGGCGCUGCCGCCAUUUUGUGGGGUGUUUGUCGCAGCGGCUGGAGAGGAACGACGGCGGUUUGGCGACAUUUUUCGGCCAAAGGGCCUUUUGCUUUCGCAGAGAUGCGACAUUCCAAACGAACACACUGCCCUGAUUGGGAUAGCAGAGAAAGCUGGGGUCAUGAAAGCUACAGUGGAAGUCACAAACGGAAGAGGAGAUCUCACAGUAGCACACAAGAGAACAGGCAUUGUAAACCACAUCACCAGUUUAAAGAAUCUGAUUGUCAUUAUUUAGAAGCAAGGUCCUUGAAUGAGAGAGAUUAUCGGGACCGGAGAUACGUUGAUGAAUACAGAAAUGACUACUGUGAAGGAUAUGUUCCUAGACAUUAUCACAGAGACAUUGAAAGCGCUUAUCGAAUCCACUGCAGUAAAUCCUCAGUCCGAAGCAGGAGAAGCAGUCCUAAAAGGAAGCGUAAUAGACACUGUUCAAGUCAUCAGUCACGUUCGAAGAGCCACCGAAGGAAAAGAUCCAGGAGUAUAGAGGAUGAUGAGGAGGGUCAUCUGAUCUGUCAAAGUGGAGACGUUCUAAGAGCAAGAUAUGAAAUCGUGGACACUUUGGGUGAAGGGGCCUUUGGCAAAGUUGUAGAGUGCAUUGAUCAUGGCAUGGAUGGCUUACAUGUAGCAGUGAAAAUCGUAAAAAAUGUAGGCCGUUACCGUGAAGCAGCUCGUUCAGAAAUCCAAGUAUUGGAGCAUUUAAAUAGUACAGAUCCUAAUAGUGUCUUCCGAUGUGUCCAGAUGUUAGAAUGGUUUGAUCAUCAUGGUCAUGUUUGUAUUGUGUUUGAACUGCUGGGACUUAGUACCUAUGAUUUCAUUAAAGAAAACAGCUUUCUGCCGUUUCAGAUUGAUCACAUCAGGCAGAUGGCAUAUCAGAUCUGCCAGUCAAUAAAUUUUUUGCAUCAUAAUAAAUUAACACAUACAGAUCUGAAACCUGAAAAUAUUUUAUUUGUGAAGUCUGACUAUGUAGUCAAAUAUAAUUCUAAAAUGAAACGUGAUGAACGCACACUGAAAAACACAGAUAUCAAAGUCGUUGACUUUGGAAGUGCAACAUAUGAUGAUGAACAUCACAGUACUUUGGUGUCCACACGGCACUACAGAGCUCCAGAAGUCAUUUUGGCUUUAGGUUGGUCUCAGCCUUGUGAUGUUUGGAGUAUAGGUUGCAUUCUUAUUGAAUAUUAUCUUGGGUUCACAGUCUUUCAGACUCACGAUAGCAAAGAGCAUCUGGCCAUGAUGGAACGAAUAUUAGGACCCAUACCACCUCACAUGAUUCAGAAAACGAGAAAACGCAAGUAUUUUCACCAUAACCAGCUAGAUUGGGAUGAACAUAGUUCUGCUGGUAGAUAUGUUAGGAGACGCUGCAAACCAUUAAAGGAAUUUAUGCUCAGUCAUGAUGAAGAACAUGAGAAGCUCUUUGACCUGGUUCGAAGAAUGUUAGAAUAUGACCCAACUAAAAGAAUUACCUUGGAUGAAGCAUUGCAGCAUCCUUUCUUUGACUUAUUAAAAAAGAAAUGAAAUGGAAAUCAGUGGUCUUACUAUAUACUUCUCUAGAAGAGAUUACUUUAAGACUGUGUCAGUCAACUAAACAUUCUAAUAUUUUUGUAAACAUUAAAUUAUUUUGUACAGUUAAGUGUA